This is a messenger RNA of Spizellomyces punctatus DAOM BR117, 1449 nucleotides long. RefSeq names its product RNA polymerase III-inhibiting protein MAF1. Gene Ontology annotation, molecular function: RNA polymerase III core binding. The transcript has 6 exons. Gene Ontology annotation, biological process: negative regulation of transcription by RNA polymerase III. Gene Ontology annotation, cellular component: nucleus. Lineage: Eukaryota; Fungi; Chytridiomycota; Chytridiomycetes; Spizellomycetales; Spizellomycetaceae. The record is from RefSeq and is a predicted model, not a curated record. The coding region runs from base 517 to 1269 and encodes 250 amino acids.
CUGCCGUGCUGUUCUCCCCGCCAGUUUUUGCAGAGAUUGCCACGCUUUUAUCUUGCAGUUUUCAUUGCACUCGCGGAUCUGCAGCAACGCUUGCAAGACUAUCUGCUCACCUAUUCGCUCGUCCGUUAACGCUUCCCAAAGACUGACACCUUUCGACUAUUGCUCCGAUUGUUUUUCUGCGCACUGCUUUGCUGUACGCAAUAGCUGUACUGUAUCCGUGUCGCCGAUCGUUACCUACAGCAAUCGGCGUUUAGACUAUUGGGUUUUCUGAUAGUCUUCGACAAAUCUUUCCUCUUCAUUUGGUGCGCCGUACUAUGGCCUUUGGUUUCCUGGAACUACAAGGCAGAAGAACAAUAUUUGCUUACUGGAAUAUCUACUCUCCGAGACCGUCUCUUCGAAUAGCCAUAAUAGACUGUCGUUGUCAUUGUUGAGAAAUCAUUACCAUCAAUCGUGCUUUUCAGCAGAGCCAUAUCGCACAAUUUUACGCAACUGUCUACCACCGACGAAACGCCUAAAAUGAAGUACCUGACAGAUAACGAGUCCUUAGAGAACAUCAAUAACCAAUUAUCGUGUAUAGACACGGGCGAUUGCCGGAUUUUUGGACGCAUUGAAGCAUAUUCCUGCAAAAAUACCGAUGAUGACCGACGCCUCAAAAAACACGUUGAUGAGAAAUACCCAGUUCAGGAAGGCGGUGUCGAGAUUGGCUCAUGGCAGUCACCCCGCUCAAUGAACAACAGCAGUCCCCUCAAUGACCGCAUAUCGCGUCGAACUUUCUUUUACCUUCUUGCAACUCUCAACGCCGCAUUUCCGGAUUACGAUUUCAGUGAUUUGAAUCCCGAAUCAUUCAGCAAGGUGCCUAUCAGCAUCGUAGCAAAUACCGUCAACACAACACUACUGGUUCAUCUGGGAAUCGACAGUGUCGCUCAUGCUGUUGGUGCCAAAAUAUGGGCAGCGAUUGAUGAGGUUAUUGAUCUCAAUGAGUGCGACAUGUACAGCUUCAAUCCCGACGGGGACGUGGAACCAGAUGCAGAGGAACAGGGAAACUUGUGGAGCUUUUACUAUUUUUUCAUGAAUCGAAAACUGAAACGAAUUGUGUUCUUUACAGCUCGCGCUGUGAGCUGUCUCGCACCUAUCCAACCCGAGGAGAAAAACGCGAUAUACAUGCUGGAUGACGCUGAUCAAAGCAUUGAGGAUCUCCGGUUCUAUAACGAUACGGAUGAGCGGGGACUGUCGUACGAGCAAUAUACGAUGGGUCAACUCGAUUUGUGAUCUGAACGGCCGUUCGACAUGCAUUAGAAAUUCUUGGUAUUGUUGUUGAGUCAAGCAUACUUUUGGACAUGCGAAUGUCCGGUGGCAUACACCACCGACUUUCGGACGCCACCAUCUGCCUUCAUUGUGUAAAUAUUUCCCUGUUUUUCGUCGAUGAAUAAACUUGUUGAAUGCAUCAGA